Alnus glutinosa is the source of this 978-nucleotide messenger RNA. Its product is annotated as agamous-like MADS-box protein MADS3. Gene Ontology annotation, biological process: positive regulation of transcription by RNA polymerase II. The record is from RefSeq and is a predicted model, not a curated record. The transcript has a single exon. Bases 1 to 978 code for a protein of 325 amino acids. Gene Ontology annotation, molecular function: RNA polymerase II cis-regulatory region sequence-specific DNA binding; protein dimerization activity; DNA-binding transcription factor activity, RNA polymerase II-specific. NCBI's taxonomy places the organism in Eukaryota, Viridiplantae, Streptophyta, Magnoliopsida, Fagales, Betulaceae.
AUGGGUCGUGGAAAACUUAUUAUGGAACUGAUAGAGAAGGAGAAAACUCGAAGUAUAACUUUUCAGAAGAGAAAGAAGGGUCUGAUGAAGAAGGCUUAUGAGUUCUCCACCCUUUGUGGUGUUGAUACCUGCAUGAUCAUCUAUGGGCCUAAGCUAUCCGACCGGCCCGUCGAGCUUGGUACCUGGCCCGAAACCCGUGAUCAAGUGGAGUGCGUGAUCGAGCGGUACAAGACUGACACAAAGCUUAAACCUACAAGGGCAUCCUUCGAUUUGUCUGACUUUCUCAUAGAUAGGAAGACGAAGGUCAACAAUGAGACUUCCAGGCUGCGCAAGAAUAUUUUCGAGGCCAGGUAUCCGACAUGGGAUGAUCGCAUUGAAAUGCUAUCCGAGGAUCAACUAACGGCGGUUCUUGACGUUAUGGACACAAAGCUUGAAGCUGCGGGGAUGAGAAUUAACAGGAUUAAAGGAAAUCAGCAUAUGAUGGUCGGAAAAGCAACGUCGGCGACCGUUGUCAGCCAUUGUCCUCAGCCGCCGCCGAAACUAAUCCAAAACCAGUUUAAUAGCAUGCAAGCCUUGUGCCAAGACCAGCUGUUUGAUCAUGCUCAGUGGUCCUCUCACAUGUUUCCAUUCGAUCCGAAUUUUAUCCACAAUUCUUUCAAGAAGCUGCUGCAUGGCGAUUAUGAUCACUGGACUCAUCAGCUUGGCAGCGUGUCUACAAGCGAUAUUCAUGCUCCCUUGAAUAUUGAUCAAUAUCCGUCGACUAAUUACAAUAUGGUGCCGGCCGGGGUUAUGGAGAACACGAUCAUGAGCAAUCAUCCUAGUGCCUCGAUGAACUACUAUGACAUAACCAGACAAUUCUCGCCACAAUAUAUGCCGAUGAUGUCAAAUAUUUCUGCUCAUAUGCCGUACGGCUUCCAAGUGAAUGAUUUGUAUCAUGAUAUUGGGGAGUUUGAUAUGAAGAACAAGCAUUUGUUAUGA